Messenger RNA from Linum trigynum, 1656 nucleotides. The record is from the annotation of a GenBank genome assembly. NCBI's taxonomy places the organism in Eukaryota, Viridiplantae, Streptophyta, Magnoliopsida, Malpighiales, Linaceae.
GUCCGCCGGCGUUAGUGAAAUUGUAUCACGGAGAGAGACGGCCUUGUGUCCGUGACCUAGCCCCAAACUUAAUUGGGCUUCGGCUCUGCUGGCGGAUAAAUUAUCCGGUCAAAAUUUGGAAAAGAUCAAUUUUUUGUGCGUGGAGAAUUAGGGGUUUUCGGUCGAUGUCUUCUACCUAACCCUAGCUCCUUCCACCCGCCGACUCCAUGGCCACCGAAACCUGCACCGCGGUUUCAGAACUCAAUCCUCCUUCUCCGAUGAUGAUUAGCGAACUCGGAGACGAUCUCCUCAUAGAAGUUCUGAUUCGCAGCUUCCCGGAUCCCAGAUCCGCGUGCCGGAGCAAAGCCGUCUGCAAGUACUGGAGAUCCCUGAUUUCUGAUCCCUGCUUCAGACGCCGCUUCCUCUGCCACCACCAGAGCAAGAGCAAACCACCUCCUCCGAUGCUUCUUCUCUCACCCGCCAGCCUCCUGACCUUUCUCCCCAUGCCCGCCCUCCCUCCAGAGCAUUUCGCAGUUUUGGAUUGCUUCAAGGACUUGCUUCUAUGUGGGUUCUGGGAAGUACUUUACCGUCGCACUAAUCCCCAGCUCGCCAGAUCAUACUUGCUCUGCAAUCCGUUUACGGAGCAAUGGAUCGCCCUUCCUCUGGCCCCUGAAAGGCCAGUCGGGUUUAGUGAAUUGUCGUCGAGGCUAGUUUGUGAACCCUUAGUUUCUAAUAGUCAUGAUGUUGGAUUUGGCCAUGAGUAUCGAUUCCGGGUUGUGUGCGUCUACCAAGUUGCCAAUUCGAUGAAAUUAGAUGUGUUCUGCUCGGAUUCCGGCGAAUGGACGAAGGAGGCCCUUGUUCUUGAUGGUUAUCGCGGAUGCGGGAGCUGGAAGAACAAUGUUGUUUCUUGCAACGGUGUUUUGUAUUUGUCUUACGCUAGAGCGCAAGACUUGGAUGCUGGGUUGUAUAGACCUUCGAUUGCUGGUUUCGAUCCUUUUCGACUUGAUACACCUCCCACUCUUGUUGAUGUUUCCCCUAUCAGCUCCAAAACGCUUUGGAGUAUUUCAGUUUCACAGGGUGCUUUGCAUUUGAGUGUGUACGAGAAGCUAAUACCUAUGGUGUUGGGUGUUUGGAGACUACGAGAAGACUGUAAACUUUGGAGAAAGGUAUCUGAAAGUACCCUUAAGUCACAAUUCUGGCUCCUUCGUGUUCCUUCUCUGCAUCCAGAGAAGCCUGAAAUUGCCUUCUUCACUAAUAUUGAUGGUGGUGCUGGUAGCCUUGGGAGUUGUUACGUAUUUUGCGAUUUGGGGAAUGGGGGAGAGCUAAAGUUCAUCUCUAAACGAACUCAAUAUUUUGAUCAUUGGAGGGUGUUCCAGCCCAAGGUCUAUUGUUGGCCUACUCAAAUUCCAAAGUAUCAAAAGUUGCGGGAUUUGUACGAUGGAAACUAUAGCUGUUGGAUUCAGACGCGCUCAACAAUGGGUAUAUGCUACUUGUUAAAAUUUACCGUUCUUCUUUGUUGUUCAUGAAUUUGUCUCGUAAACACAUUUGUUCUGAAAACUCGUGUUGUUAUAAGCCAAUAUAGAAAGAUCUAGAGGCAUAUACGACCAUUCUUAUUUAUGCUAGUUUUGUGUAGCUUAUGGUUGAACAUAUAUUCCUUUAUAAAUGAUAAUUUCUGAU